AAAAUCCAAAUCUAGAAAGAUUCUUUUGUCCCUGUAUAUAAAACCAAAAUGUACAUAGAAACCCUGCCUCUUUGCUCUUCUUGUUCCGCUCACAACAACCUCCAUUCGCACGUUCCCUAAGUCCCUCUCUUGCUCGGCGUCUGCGUCCCCGCUGGUAAAACAGCAGCGGAAAGCCGCUCUUCGUGCUGUCUCUGUCCCGUCAGCGUUGUUGUGUUUCUCUGUAAUCCGUUUCUCCAUAUCCGUCGCCGUUAUACCGCCGUAGUCGUCCGUCAACAGCAUAAGAGGUUUUUGGUUCUCAAUGACAAUUAAUAGUUCAACCAUAAUAUUUCUGGUUCAUUCUUCUAAAUAAUGGCCUACGCGGUGUCAUUUCCUGGUGUUCAUUUUGUUCCAUUGGGAAGAAUUCUGUGCAGACAUGACAGAUUCAUUUUAGCUGCACAUUCAAAUAGGAGAAGAUCAACAAAGAAUGUCCAGCUUCCACGACGUGCCAAGCAACCUCCAGAGUUUGGCGUUAAUCUGUUCUUGAAGAAGCCUAGCCCCACCCCUGAAACAAGAGAGGAAAAUACUGAUUUCCGUGAAGGAGGAUCUAUUGUUGCCAACGAAGAGGAAGAAGAGGAAAAAGAAAAUACUAUUGUUCUUUGGGAAUCUGAUGAGAUUGAAGCCAUCUCUUCCUUGUUUCAAGGGAGAAUCCCACAGAAGCCUGGAAAAUUAGAACGGAAAAGACCUCUUCCACUUCCAGUUCCCUACAAGCUUCGACCCUUGGGACUACCUACACCAAAACGACUAGUGAAAUUAGCAGCUCCAGCAGUAGCUUCAUCCCGUGCUUCUAUGGCUAAGAAAGUGUAUAAGAGCCCAAGUUUCCUAGUUGGGUUAGCAAGAGAGAUCAAUAAGCUUAAACCAGACAAAGAUGUAUCUAUAGUUCUUGGAAAAUGGGUGCAGUUCCUAAGGAAGGGAUCCUUAUCAAUGACAAUACGGGAAUUAGGUCAUAUGGGGCUACCUGAGAGAGCUUUGCAGACAUUCAAUUGGGCACAAAAGCAACAUCAUCUCUACCCAGAUGGUUGGAUUCUGGCCUCAACGGUUGAAGUUUUGGCCAGGAACCAUGAGUUGAAGAUUCCAUUCAACAUCGAAAAGUUCACUGCUUUGGCAAGUCGUGGUGUUUUGGAGGCAAUGAUAAAGGGUUUCGUUAAAGGCGGAAACCUUAAGCUUGCAUUGGAGGUUCUUUUAGUUGCAAGAAGGGACAGAAGAAUGUUGGAUCCAAGCAUUUAUGCGAAACUGAUAUUAGAACUUGGAAAGAACCCUGAUAGACACAAGCAUGUAGAGUCAUUAUUAGAUGAACUUGGAGAAAGAGACGAAUUGAAUCUAAGCCAGCAAGAUUGUACAGCUAUAAUGAAAGUGUGCAAUAAGAUAGGGAAAUUUGAAUUAGUCGAGAGCCUGUUUAGCUGGUUCAUACAGUCCAGUUCCAAACCAAAUGUUGUCAUGUUCAGUUGUUUGAUUCACAGCCGCUACAUGCAGAAGAAAUACAGGGAGGCAUUGGCUGUAGUUUGGGAAAUGGAGGCUUCAAACUGCCUCUUCGAUCUUCCGGCUUAUCGUGUGGUGAUAAAGCUGUUUGUUGCUUUGAAUGAUCUACCUAGAGCUGUGAGAUAUUUUUCAAAGCUUAAAGAAGCAGGAUGUUCUCCCACUUAUGGCAUAUACAAGGACUUGCUUGGAAUCUACAUGGCCUCCGGAAGAAUGGCAAAGUGCAAGGAUAUCUGCAAGGAGGCAGAGGAAGCAGGAUUCAAGCUGGAUAAAUAUUUGGCCUCACCCGAUUUGACGAAUCAAAAGCAAUAGGUUUUCAUAAUCUUGCAGCUUCUAGUUGUUUAUAUCAAUUCUUAAUCAUUCUUAAUGCUGUAAUGGCUACUAUGCCAUUAUAAGCUUCCAUGUACAUUCUGUUAUGAAGGAUGAGGGGCAGAAAAAUUUGCAGUAUACAAGUGAAUUGUGAAAACCACUUGUAUCUUGAGCCAUUUAUAAACAAAAGCAAACUAGGAAAAGUUAGGGGCCGAUUGGUUUAGGCGUAAUGAAAAUAAGACAUGAAAAUAUGAUUGAUUAAACAUUUUAAAAAUAUUUUCAACGAAAACAUUUUAAAAAAACAAAACAAAGUUAAAAA
Messenger RNA from Arachis ipaensis, 2140 nucleotides. The record is from RefSeq and is a predicted model, not a curated record. NCBI's taxonomy places the organism in Eukaryota, Viridiplantae, Streptophyta, Magnoliopsida, Fabales, Fabaceae.